Racocetra persica is the source of this 1201-nucleotide messenger RNA. Lineage: Eukaryota; Fungi; Glomeromycota; Glomeromycetes; Diversisporales; Gigasporaceae. The record is from the annotation of a GenBank genome assembly.
CACGGCUCCCGAAACCAGCAAUGACGACGCCGAAGAACAAAAUCAAGGCCCAACCCAAAACCCGCCGCCUAAUAAUACUAAUCAGACAUCCAACCCCCCCCCCCCCCCCUCAUCAAACAAUUUUCCUCCACCGCCUCGCCAGCAGCCAACCACAACCAGAGAUUUAACUUUUCUGAUUGACCAUGUAAUUCCGGGCUAUAAUGGCAAUCCUCAUUAUAUCAUUUUGUCGGCUCCGUUAGUGGUGGAAGGUUUCGAUAUUAGUUUUCUUACUAUUCAGUCCAAUGACCCACUUCUGCAAGGAGGUAAUCAGGUAAUUAUUCGGGAUGUCGAAUUAGGUUCAGGCCGAGCCGAAGUGGAUGCCCAUAUUGAAGAAAUUAGUAUUAAAAAUUAUUUUCGCACUAUUGAAUUAGUAUCGACUACUCCUCCCCCAGGUGGCGGCAGCAGAACGCCCAAUAAUCCCCCACCUCUCCCAUCCUUUCCUGAUGUCGUGAAAAAAAAUCAAGAUCUGAUAGAUGAAGAAAAUAGUUUUUUUAAAUUACGCGACGAACUGAAAGAUAUAAUUAACAAAAAUAAAUCCGUGGUUCAAGAGGCUCAAACUCUCGGACUAACUUUGCCGUCAUUUUCGGACAAUGCUUUGGAUUUUUUUCAAACUGCCCCUUUCGUUCUCUUUGACGCAGGCCAACCGCUCAACAGUCCGUUUAAUCAACAAAUUAGCGACAAAAAUGACAAAAUUAGACAAAAAGCAUUAAAUCUUAAAAAUAAUAUUUAUCAAAUCUAUAACAACAAUGUUAAAAAAUUAAAUGAGAAGAAACAGGGAGAGCAAGGAGGCUCCCCACCACCCGAAAAUGAAUUAACCAAAUUGAAAAAGCAAGCAAUUAAUAAAAUAAGCAACAUUCUCACUGAUCCGGAUAAUUUAAGAAAUAUCGAUUUAAAUACUCUGGCUGGUGUGAAUGAUUACUUAAAUGCUUUUUCAACCGCUUUAAAAGAAAAAGGAGUCGAGGAAAAAGAGAUAAAGGAGCAAGAAAAAAAUGAUAAUUCCUCCGAUCAUGACUCUCAGAAAAAUGAUAAUGUUAUUGAUGAUAAAACCAAAAAUUUCAUUAAAAUUUUGCCCUUGCCCUCGGCCAAAAAUGUGGCUAAAAAUAAAAUCCUGGAAUUAUUCAGAAAACACCGACCUGAUUUGGAAAAGUUAAAAGAAAACUGA